Molecule: messenger RNA, 1610 nt
Organism: Sesamum indicum (sesame)
Lineage: Eukaryota; Viridiplantae; Streptophyta; Magnoliopsida; Lamiales; Pedaliaceae
Product: acyltransferase GLAUCE
Molecular function (GO): acyltransferase activity, transferring groups other than amino-acyl groups
Source: RefSeq, a predicted model, not a curated record
CUAUAAUUCAUCACAAAAGAAAUUCACAAUAUGGCAUUCAUCUUGCCCAUUCCACCCAUGCAAGAUCUUAAGAUCACAUUUCAAGAAUCCAUCCUUGUUUCUCCAUCAAAACAAACUGAUGAUGAUGAUCCGAACAAAUCCAUCUUCCUGUCUAACAUAGACCAAAUCCUCAACUACAAUAUUCCCACUGUCCAUUUCUUCAAAGCCAACCCUGAUUUUCCUCCCCAAAUUGUGCCCAAAAGGCUCAAAAUGGCACUACAAAGAGUUCUGCAGGUGCACUAUCAUUUCAUGGCUGGAAGAUUCAAACUGAACCAGCAAUUGGGCCGCCUUGAGAUCGACUGUAACUCCGCAGGAGCUGGUUUUGUGGUGGCUUCUUCGGAUUAUUCACUUGAUGACUUGGGUGACUUUGUUUAUCCCAACCUCGGAUUCCGGCAGCUUGCGGUCCAAACCUUGGAUAAUUUGGGACCAGAGGUUGAGCAGCCACUAUGUGUUUUUCAGGUAACAUCAUUCAAGUGUGGGGGUUUCUGCAUCGGCAUGUCGACAAAUCAUGUAUUGUUGGACGGCGCAAGCGCCCAAAUCUUCAUUGAAAAUCUAGCCACCCAAGCCUUCGACGACAAGCCCUUGGCGGUCAUCCCAUGCAACAACCGCCACCUCCUAGCCGCCAGAUCUCCGCCCCAUGUGGAGUUCCCGCACCCCGAGUUUUUCAAACCCGAUCUCCCUGAAGUUGUGGGGCCACCAGUGUUCGACUGCAAAAGGGAGGAAUUGGAUUAUACAACUUUCAGCCUAACUUCGAAAGCUAUCAAUUAUUUAAAGGGCAAAGCAAAGGAGAAUAUUAGUUAUAGCACCACCAAGAUCACCAGCUUUAACGUGGUGGCAGCGCUCAUAUGGCGGUGCAAAGCUUUGUCAAAUGAUGCUGAAUACAAUAAAGAUAGAGUUUCCACUCUGCUUAAUGUUGUGGACUUAAGGUCAAGGCUGAAUCCACCAUUGCCAGAUUCAUACAGCGGCAACGCAGUACUAGUUGCAUAUUCGUCGGCAACAUGCGAAGAUAUUGAAAAAUGGCCAUUUUCGAAGCUGGUGGAGAUGGUGUCAGAAGCGCCAAAAAGGGUGAGUGAUGAGUAUUCAAAAUCUGUGAUAGACUGGUUGGAGAUAAACAAAGGGCUGCCUUGUGGGGAGUACAUGGUGAGCUCAUGGCUGAGAUUGAGGUUUGGUGAGGUGGUGUAUCCAUGGGGCAAGCCUGUGUACAGUGGGCCAGUGGUGAGCCACAGGAAAGAUAUUUGCUGGAUCUUUCCCGGUGUUGAUGGAGUUAACGCCUUGGUUUCUCUGCCAGCUAAGGAGAUGGAAAGAUUUGUGGCACUAUUUCGCGAGUUCUUCCCACAAUCCAUCAUUAAUUAGCUUAAUCUAUGAGAACUCUGUGUGUGUGUGUGUGUUUGUAGUAUGGUAUGGUUGAGAAUAAUAAUGAUUGUGGCAAUGCUUUCUCAUGUGUAGCAAUUUCAUGCAUGUGCCUCGUGUUGUAAUUUGUUGCUCCAGGAUUCCACGCUGGCGGCGGCCUGCUCUUCAAUUCCUAUGCAUGUGUUUUUCCAAUUUCAUGAAAAACUGUCAAUUUUUCACUA